CUGGCCCCAUUGGGCCUCCUGGGAUGACCCUACAGGCUCCCUUCCUCUGUCCCCACCUUGAGUUUGGGGUCUGGGUGGGGGCAGGUGUGGCUGUGGCAGGGCAGAGAUAGCACAUGCAUCCCUUGAAUACAGGUGAGGUGUGGGGUGAGGCGGGCCGAGGGGAGUGCAGGGCCCUGUCGUCCCUCCCCUGGCGCGGCCUGGGGCGAGCAGGCCAUUGCUGACCACAGGGAAGGGAUGGCCUCGCGGUGCGUGACUGGCCUGGGUGAGCAGGCUCCCCGGCCUCCGGGUGGACGUGGUGGGUGGGUGAACGCUCACGCCUGUAAUCCCAGCACUUUGGGCAGCUGGCCCAAGAGCUGAGGUAGCACUGGCUCACAGAGGCUGGUCCGAGUGAGGGAGACAAAGGAGGGUCAUGAACUAGGGAGUAGGAGAUGGGCCCUGAUGGGCCGGAGAGCACAUAUUUCAGGCUGCUGCAAGUGAGGUGGGAGGGUUGUACAGGGGUUCCUGGGGGUUUCCCCCAGCCCUGCCUGGGAUGGGAACGGAAUGUCAUCGUUUCCUCAUUCAAAGGAUGCUUGUCAAACCUGCUAGGAGCCAGUAGGGAGGCCCUCAGCCCGCAGGAGGACAGCAGCCCUGCCUGGGCCCCUGGGCUUGCUCACUCACUCUGCCGAUGAGUGUCGGUGACGGUCAGCACCCAGCCAUGAGGACGCCUGCUGUCUCGAGGGCUGACGCAGAGGGAGGCCUGGGAAGGAGCAGUUUUCUGGAGCCCAGGCUGGCCCAAUCCAGGGCUGGGGGUCAGGCAGGACCACCUCGUGUUCUGUUACUGGGAUGGGCGACCAGGAUCGACAGUGGUUCUUGGAGCACUCAUGCCAUCCGGGUGACCUGCACGGGUUCCUGCGGGGUCUCCAACAAGGCUAACGACGCAGCGUGGGUAGCGGAGGAGGACUACUUCAACAGUUCCCUGUCGCUGGCGGACAAGGGGAGUCUGCCCGCUGGUGAGCACAGCUUCCCCUUCCAGUUCCUGCUUCCUGCCACAGCACCCACGUCCUUUGAGGGUCCUUUUGGGAAGAUCGUGCACCAGGUGAGGGCCGCCAUCCACACGCCACGGUUUUCCAAGGAUCACAAGUGCAGCCUCGUGUUCUAUAUCUUGAGCCCCCUGAAUCUGAACAGCAUCCCAGACAUUGAGCAACCCAAUGUGGCCUCUGCCACCAAGAAGUUCUCCUACAAGCUGGUGAAGACAGGCAGCGUGGUCCUCACAGCCAGCACUGAUCUCCGUGGCUAUGUGGUGGGGCAGGCACUGCAGCUGCACGCCGACAUUGAGAACCAGUCAGGCAAGGACACCAGCCCUGUGGUGGCCAGUCUGCUGCAGAAAGUGUCCUAUAAGGCCAAGCGCUGGAUCCACGACGUACGGACCAUUGCGGAGGUGGAGGGUGCGGGCGUCAAGGCCUGGCGGCGGGCACAGUGGCAUGAGCAGAUCCUGGUGCCUGCUUUGCCCCAGUCGGCCCUGCCAGGCUGCAGCCUCAUCCACAUCGACUACUACUUACAGGUCUCUCUGAAGGCACCGGAAGCUACUGUGACCCUCCCGGUCUUCAUUGGCAAUAUUGCUGUGAACCACGCCCCACUGAGCCCCCGGCCAGGUCCAGGGCUGCCUCCCUGGGCCCCACCCCUGGUGGUGCCUUCUGCACCACCCCAGGAGGAGGCCGAGGCUGCGGCUGGUGGCCCCCACUUCUUGGACCCGGUCUCCCUCUCCACCAAGAGCCAUUCGCAGCAGCAGCCCCUGCUGGCCACCUUGGGUUCUGUGCCUGGUGCCCCCGAGCCCUGUCCUCAGGAUGGCAGCCCUGCCUCAUAUCCGCUGCGGCCUCCCUUGUGCAUUUCAACAGGUGCCACUGUCCCCUACUUUGCAGAGGGCUCUGGGGGGCCAGUGCCUACCACCAGCACCUUGAUUCUUCCUCCAGAGUACAGCUCUUGGGGCUACCCCUAUGGUGAGUCAAGGGCCAGGGCUUGGCAGGGAGGGGACGCCAGGAGCCCCAUGCAGACCCUGCUUUCUCCCCGCAGAGGCCCCACCGUCCUAUGAGCAGAGCUGCGGCGGCGUGGACCCCAGCCUGACCCCUGAGAGCUGACCCCGUGCUGCCUUCUCCAGGCAGGCCUGGCCUCUGCCCUGGGACUGGGGCGCCCAGGGCCUCGUGCCUUCUCUCUCGGCCUGGCCUGACCCACUCAGGACCUGCCCAGCCUCUGCCAGCUCCUCUGGCGUCCACCCUCUUCUCCCUGGGGCUGGGGUGGGGGUGGCAGGGAGCUGGGACCUGGAGAGACUCCUGUAAAUAAAACGCUGUAUUUGUAGA
This is a messenger RNA of Cercocebus atys (sooty mangabey), 2333 nucleotides long. RefSeq names its product arrestin domain containing 1 (gene ARRDC1). The record is from RefSeq and is a predicted model, not a curated record. The transcript is spliced from 7 exons. Gene Ontology annotation, molecular function: ubiquitin protein ligase binding; ubiquitin-like ligase-substrate adaptor activity. NCBI's taxonomy places the organism in Eukaryota, Metazoa, Chordata, Mammalia, Primates, Cercopithecidae. Gene Ontology annotation, biological process: protein transport. Gene Ontology annotation, cellular component: cytoplasm. Bases 665 to 2068 code for a protein of 467 amino acids.